Messenger RNA from Sitophilus oryzae (rice weevil), 1554 nucleotides. Its product is annotated as zinc finger protein 761-like. Gene Ontology annotation, biological process: regulation of transcription by RNA polymerase II. The coding region runs from base 556 to 1230 and encodes 224 amino acids. Lineage: Eukaryota; Metazoa; Arthropoda; Insecta; Coleoptera; Curculionidae. The transcript has 8 exons. Gene Ontology annotation, molecular function: DNA-binding transcription factor activity, RNA polymerase II-specific; RNA polymerase II transcription regulatory region sequence-specific DNA binding. Gene Ontology annotation, cellular component: nucleus. The record is from RefSeq and is a predicted model, not a curated record.
AGAUUGUUUACAAAUUUAUUUUAGCAUUUUUUUCUCCAGUAUGCCUAGAAUUGGUUAAAAAUGUAACAGAAAAUAGCAAAAAUCUGAUUGUUUAUUAAUAUCUAACAAAAUAUGUGCUAGAAAACCUUAAAAAUAUGAGAAAUUAAGAAAAAUUCAGUGUUGAAAUAAUUUUUCGUUUUUCUGAAAAACGGUAAAAGACCAUUAGAAAAAAGGUUCAGAUUUACCCAGAUUCGUAAUCUACGACCUCAAAAUAGGGUGUACACCAAUUUUUGUGCAAAUCGGACGAUUGCAGAAGAUAGAUACGAGAGGAAUUUAAAAUAUGAACUUUGUGGUUUUUGAAUAAAAAUGAAUUUUAAAGACCAAUGCAAUACCAUUGCUGAAUUUGCCAAGCACGUCUAAAUCAUAAGGCAAAUCAGCAAUAAGAGCAGUUAACAAAAAUAAAUCAGUCAGAAUUAGUUGAAGAGGUCCUUUUAGACAAGUAAUUAACCCAACUCUGAGUUUUUGUGAGUCUAUAAAAAAUCGAAAAAUACUGCUUUUAAUAUUGAAUCAAUAAGUAUGGAACAUGUUAAACAAGAAAAUAAUAUUUCAGAAGAGAAUAUAAAUGCAGUAUCAUCAGAUCCUAAGCCGAAGGAAUCGCAAACAAAGAUCUAUAGAUGUUCUACAUGUAGUUUCCAAACACGAUAUAAGGCCUAUAUAAGCCAACACGAGAACAUUCACUUGCCAUGGGAAGAUCGACCGACCGCUCGUUGUUUGCACUGUGGCAAUAUAUAUCUUUCAAAAAUAUACUUAAGUCGUCACCUUAGGAGAAAACAUGGUUAUUCCAGGCGAGGUCAACCAAUCAACGUAAUUAACUAUGGAUGCGUGAAAUGUAACUACACUACAGAUAAUAAGGACAGCUUUAGCGAACAUUGUCUAAACCACGUCCUAUUAAAUUCCAAAGUGGCAUAUAAGAAGCGCCACGAAUGCCCCACAUGCUGCGCCAAAUUUGUUGUUCAGAAUAGUCUGAAUGUGCACAGGAUUACAGUUCAUAAAGGAACCAGUGGAAAUGAAAAGAAAACUGAAGAAGACAACGAGAUCAUCUUAGUCCAAAAGAAACUACAACAGUACAUGGACAAAUACAACGAAAAUGCUGAUUCUAUAUCUCUUGCUGCAGAAGACUUAUCAGAAGAUUCGGUAACAAUACGAAUUAAUUUUGAUGCCCCCCUUUUUGGAUCAAGACAUGCCACUUGACCCUAGAAUUUCUGCUAUUCUAAUUAGGAAAGCGAUGCACGAUCACAUGCACGAUGAUUCUUCUUGAUGGUGAUUUUGAAUGAACACAAUCACAUGCGCCAUACUUCUACCUAUUUGGAUGUUGUAUACACACCUGAAAAAGUCAAAUUUGAAGAUAUUGCAGAAUUGUUACAAACUGAAUCUUUGUAAUACCUAUAAUUUCAGUAGUGUUUAAAGAAUAACUGAAUUGUAAAUGUAUACUUUUGUGUCGGGUACAUUUCUUGAAAAAAUACUUCUGGAUUUUUCGCCACUAGAUGAAAAUCUACAAAAUAAAUUGUUACGAAA